CCUCUACUGUCUUGUAUUUGCAUAUGGAGUCCUACAGAUGUGUCUCAAAUUCAGUUUGUACAUGGCAUGGUUGGCCUAUUCUUCAGAGAAUGUGGCUGUGCAUUCAAAUGAUCAUAUUGCUCGAGCAUUAUUGAACAAAAGAGAGGUGUGGCUGAAGCACAGUAAUUCUGGUAGUCCCAUGCUUCAAUUUGCAAGCUCUGAAGUCUUCCAAAUGAGUGCCAAUGUCAUCAGUGUGUUCCUAAUAAAGCAUCUUUUGUUUACUUGGUUACUGUCUCAACCAAGUUGUCCCAUUCACUUCGGUGUUUCAGUUUGGUGCAUAUUCAGUCAAGCAACUGACAUGAAACUGAGGAAGCUUGCAGUGGACUAUUUGCUUGUUCAGUUAAGCAGUUGUACUUCGAAUAUUACACUCAUCAAACAAUGUACGGAGCUCUCGCUAUUUGCAGUCCCUACACCAUCGCAGUCCAAGCUGCUCGUAUUACAUGUGGAAGGUCAAACAGGCAACAGUUUCAGACCUCCUGGAAGUUCAGAGCAACAAUUUGAUUACGAAGCACUGAAAUUCAGUAAAGAUAAAUGGUCAAGCACAGCUAAUAUAUGGAAGCCAAGUGAACUUGGGUAUCUAGUUGGCACUAGGAAGGCACCUCUGCUUCGAAUUACUUCCUCGGUUUUGAUCACUUGGAGUAAUUUUGCCCAUUUUGCCUGGUGUGCAAAUAUGCAAGAGAACAACCGGUUGGUUACUGAAGCUGCAUUUUGUCAGGAGCUUGCAUGCUCUGAACCAAAUGAUCAUCUAUUUGGGAGCAAGACCUUGAGUUUCAUGGAAAUGCAGCAAAUUGACAAGAUUCUGUCAUGGAAAGAAGAGUUUUUUCUUGCACAGAUUACUGGAAAUUAUAGAAUGAGUUCUCAUGCAAUCUGGAAGAGCUCACGAGCUGCUUGUCUUCAACUAUUUCAUCUUAUGGUUCAGCAUAUAACUGUUCGAUGUGCUCGACAGCAGGCGUGUUUGUUGGAGAUAGGUUUCAGUCACAUUGAUCUGGCAGCUAUGAUCAGAGGUUUGCAAGGACCAUGGGACCCAGGUGGUUUGGUACGUCAGCUUGAGGGCAAGCUGCCUUUUAAGAGGUGGGUAAUGUCACGGACAUGGGCCUUAGAGCUGGGAUUCUGGGCUGGACAUAUGGGCUGGCUUUGGGCCGGAACAAGGGAGGAUAAAGGAAGGUUUCAGAAGCAGAACAGGGACCAUCGAACAAGAACAGAACUGGUCGUCUUCUUCCUUGCGUGAAGAACUCUCCCUCCCUCUUGCUGUUCUUGCUACCCAUCCUCGAUUCUUGCUAUUUCCAGCCUAAUUUCCCUCACUCUAGAAAACGGGCCUUGGGCACCGGUUGAGAAAGGCCAAAGGCACCGGUUUCCAACCGGUGCCCCGCAACCGCGACCAUUGGCCUCUACUUAAGA
Molecule: messenger RNA, 1437 nt
Organism: Panicum virgatum (switchgrass)
Lineage: Eukaryota; Viridiplantae; Streptophyta; Magnoliopsida; Poales; Poaceae
Exons: 2
Coding region: 38-1267 (409 amino acids)
Source: RefSeq, a predicted model, not a curated record